Molecule: messenger RNA, 1023 nt
Organism: Lucilia sericata (common green bottle fly)
Lineage: Eukaryota; Metazoa; Arthropoda; Insecta; Diptera; Calliphoridae
Product: dynein assembly factor 4, axonemal-like
Exons: 1
Coding region: 269-1018 (249 amino acids)
Biological process (GO): cilium movement; outer dynein arm assembly; inner dynein arm assembly
Source: RefSeq, a predicted model, not a curated record
UAGAGCAGGGAGCAAAAGUAGCGGCUAAUAAAACUAAAUGACAUUCUAAUCAAAAGUUUACAAACAAACAAUAAGGAAAAUGCAAAAGAACAAAAAUUUUACAAACUGAUUUCAUGGUUUGACACAAAGAAUUGGUCUUUACAACAGCAAAGUGUAUAUUUUUAAAAAUAUUUAUCAGUCGUAAUUUCUUUUUUUUUUUACAAAAAAUAAAAUAAACCUCAAAAAAAUCAUUGAACUUUAUUUUAAAGAAGAAUAAUAUUUUGCGAUAAUGGUUCAAGUAACUCAAACCGAAGAAGAAAUUAAAAUCAUCAUUGAGUUAAAUCGUUUAAUAACCCGCAAACCGGAUAUUGUGCUGCUGCCAACAUAUUUAAAAUUUAACAAUCCACCCAUAUUCUUUGAACGACAUCUGACACAGGAAAUCGAUGAAGUGGCCAGCUUUUGUCGCAUAUUCAAAAAUGAGGCACGUAUAAUUCUGAUCAAAAAAGAAAAGGGCAUUUGGCUAGAAAUCUUUCAGAAAUUAAAUAAAGAAGAGUUAUUUCAAAAACGCUUAGAAUAUUCCGAUCAAAUAAUCUCAAGAAAUAAGGAACGUGACGAAAAAGCUUUAGAACGUUAUGAGCAGAAAAGACGCACGGAAAUAACACGUGAAGUAAGUCGAGAGACAGCCUUACGUGAACGUGUUAAACAAUUCGAAAAAGAAGCGUGUCGUGAGGCUAUGAUAGUACAACCCAAAGAGACACACGUUAAGACAAAACCAGAACUGGUAAGAAGUUCUGCUGUCACAUCUUCACCAAGACCACCAUCAUCUGCUAGGGCCAGUUCUGCCAAAGUUUGCAAUCGUUUGGGUACACCUAUAGCUCGUCCUAUGCCUUUGUUGCGUAACAGUGGUAAAAUUAGUGUGAACUUUAGUAGUUUCCAAUAUUCUACUCCAAAACGUGAAUCUCAGGAGGGUUUACCGCGUCCUUUUGUGGUAGAAAGUGAGCAAAAACCGUGCAAUACGCAAAUGGAUAAAGUGGAAUAGGGUAA